AUGAAUACCAUCUUAGCUUAUCGAACAGCCGUCCGACGCGUUGCUCCUCGAUUUGUGAUUCCAGGAAGACUUUUCAACGUUCUAUCAGCGAACAAGUCCUCCAAGAGGUGGUACGCACAAUCAUGGGAUAAUAAGCAGCCUAACAAAGAUGUCGACGCACACAUUAAAGUACAACAACUUUUGAGCGACAUUCAAUCACAUCCUAAUGUGCUAGAGAAACUUAAUAACAUAAGUGAGCUUAUGAUGUCGAAGGGGUUGGCCAACGAAUCAGCGCCACCAGGGCCUUGGCAGGUUAUCAAGAUUCUCACAGAUAAAGAAAUGCGGGUUGCCAUGUCACAAUUCAAAGAAGAGCUCCAAAAGUCUGGAAUUGAAAUUGGCCCUGAUCAGCUAGGUCCGCUAAUGACCGUCCUAGGAAUGGAUAAGAAAUGA
Molecule: messenger RNA, 429 nt
Organism: Lachancea fermentati
Lineage: Eukaryota; Fungi; Ascomycota; Saccharomycetes; Saccharomycetales; Saccharomycetaceae
Source: the annotation of a GenBank genome assembly